Messenger RNA from Camellia sinensis, 570 nucleotides. RefSeq lists its product as uncharacterized. The record is from RefSeq and is a predicted model, not a curated record. NCBI's taxonomy places the organism in Eukaryota, Viridiplantae, Streptophyta, Magnoliopsida, Ericales, Theaceae.
AUGCCUGGCUCUCUAAGUGAUAUUACUGUUCUUGAUAGGUCGCCUUUAUUUGCUGAAUUAACUAGAGGACGUGCCCCUACUGCCAAUUACACCAUCAAUAAUCACGCGUACACCAUGGGGUAUUAUCUUGCAGAUGGUAUCUAUCCUCGUUGGGCAACGAUUAUGAAAACAAUAUCUCAACCUCAAGGCGCAAAGAGACAACUAGUUGCAAGGAUGCAAGAGGCAUGUCGGAAAGAUAUCGAAAGGGCAUUUGGGGUGCUCCAAGCACGAUUUAAUAUUGUCAGAGUUCCAGCUAGAGGUUGGAGUGAUGAGUAUAUGUACUACAUCAUGAAGACGUGCAUUAUUUUGCACAAUAUGAUCAUUGAAGACGAGCGUGAUAUUCUAGAAAAUGAACGCAAUGCAGCACAACUUCAGAUUGAUACCAGUAAUACCCGUUGUCAAGUGUCACGCGAUCCGAAUGAGGAGUAUGCUCAAUUUAUGUUAAACAGUCAGAGGAUUAGAUCUACUGAAGCCCAUAGUGCAAUUCGUAAUGAUCUAAUUGAACACUUGUGGUCCCGAGCUGGAGAGUAG